AUGGGUCUCCUCAGAGGCGGGUCCCCAUGCGUUCGAGCCAUGGCGCGCCUGGGCGCUGUGCGCUCCCACUACUGCGCACUGCUUCUGGCUGCGGCGCUUGCUGUCUGUGCCUUCUACUAUCUCGGCUCCGGCCGAGAGACUUUCUCCAGCGCCACCAAGAGGCUGAAGGAGGCCCGCGCUGGGGUCCCCGCCGGGCCCUCGCCGCUCGCGCCGGAGCUGGCACGGAGCUCCGUGGCGCCAGCCGCAGGCGCCAAGGCUAAGAGCCUGGAGGGCGGGGGCGCCGGGCCAGUAGACUACCACCUGCUGAUGAUGUUCACCAAGGCGGAACACAACGCCGCGCUGCAGGCCAAGGCCCGCGUCGCGCUGCGCUCGCUGCUGCGCCUCGCCAAGUUCGAGGCGCACGAGGUGCUUAACCUGCACUUCGUUAGCGAGGAGGCCAGCCGCGAGGUGGCCAAGAGCCUGCUGCGGGAGCUGCUGCCGCCCGCCGCUGGCUUCAAGUGCAAGGUCAUCUUCCAUGAUGUUGCCGUGCUGACAGACAAGCUCUUCCCCGUCGUGGCAGCCAUGCAGAAGCACUUUAGUGCCGGCUCAGGGACCUACUACAGCGACUCCAUCUUCUUCCUCUCGGUGGCCAUGCAUCAGAUCAUGCCCAAAGAGAUCCAGCAGAUCAUCCAGUUGGACCUAGACCUAAAGUAUAAGACCAACAUCCGGGAGUUGUUUGAAGAGUUUGACAAUUUCCUGCCAGGUGCUGUCAUUGGCAUAGCUAGAGAGAUGCAGCCAGUGUACAGGCAUACAUUCUGGCAGUUCCGCAACGAGAAUCCCAAGACCCGGGUUGGGGGCCCUCCCCCUGAUGGGCUUCCUGGCUUCAACAGUGGGGUGAUGCUGCUGAACCUGGAGGCCAUGCGCCAGUCCGCACUCUACAGCCAUCUGCUGGAGCCAGCACAAGUGCAGCAGCUCGCCAACAAGUACCAUUUCCGUGGCCACCUUGGGGACCAGGACUUCUUCACCAUGAUCGGCAUGGAACACCCUGAGCUCUUCCAUGUGCUGGACUGUACCUGGAACCGGCAGCUUUGCACCUGGUGGAGGGACCAUGGCUACAGUGAUAUCUUCGAGGCCUACUUCCGGUGUGAGGGCCACAUCAAGAUCUACCAUGGGAACUGCAAUACCCCUAUCCCAGAGGACUAG
This is a messenger RNA of Orycteropus afer afer, 1182 nucleotides long. It is a transcript of the gene XXYLT1, whose product is annotated as xyloside xylosyltransferase 1. The coding region runs from base 1 to 1182 and encodes 393 amino acids. The record is from RefSeq and is a predicted model, not a curated record. The transcript has 4 exons. Gene Ontology annotation, molecular function: UDP-xylosyltransferase activity. Lineage: Eukaryota; Metazoa; Chordata; Mammalia; Tubulidentata; Orycteropodidae.